UAUUUUGACUGGCUUAUCACUUCACUGCAAUCUGUGACUAAGUUGUCGUCGGAGUGUUUAUCCAAAAGUAUAUUUUUGUGAUCUACCAGCUCAUUAUAAGAAAACAGUGAAGUUAAUGCCUCAAAUACAUCGAAUGGUGAAAUUCUCAAAAAGUCAAACCAAGUAUUCCAAUAAUGGAAUUCUUGUAACGAAUUAUUUAGCUUCUUAAUAUCUUCACCUUUUUUCGGGAAACAUGUGGAAGUAUGUUACGCGACGUAUCAGGGAUUCGUUGGAGAGGAGUGCAAACCAUUUUGACCGACGCAGUGCCACCGUAGUCAAUAAUGGCACCGCCAAUUUCAAUGAUGAUAAAAACGAUGACAAUAAAAAAGCUCCAUGCAAAUGGCUUUCAUUUCGGAAAUGCUGUAACUCAUACGGAAGGGAUGGUGGUGCUAACAGUAGGAGAUGGAGCUUUGAACAGCUCAACAAAACUUGGAUGGAUGCCAUAACAUGGAGCAGUGCAGUAGUCUUGGGAUGGUAUACUAGUCAGCUCAUUCAUUUAAAGUUGAAGAAACAACACAGAUUGACUCAGUCAAGAUGUCAAUCUAUGAACAAUUUGCUCUCAUCAUUAAAUCCUUAUUUAGCCUCCAUGAACAAAAAUGACUUUUACAUCAACUCUAUUUCUAAAAUUGGAAGAGUGGUAUCUGACUUCACACCAACUGUGUAUUUGAUGUCAAAUGAUCAACAUGAGAGUGACACGGGCAAAGGAAAUAACAGAUCUAGUACUGCUAGCACCUCUAGCCCUGAAUCCUCAGAUGAUGACUUGGGCGUGGUGUUGAACUCAAUUGAAAACCGACUUGGCUUAGCUGCUAUUGAGAACGGACAGUACCAGGAUGGUCUCAAUUUGCUAAGAUCAGCAGCAAAUCGAAAUCAUGCUCCAGCAAUGUAUAACUUGGGCCUGUGCUAUGAAUUAGGUCUUGGAGUGACUGUAAAUGAAAAAAUGGCACUAGAUUUAUACAAGUCAGCUGCGGCUUUAAAUCAUCCGGAAGCACUUUACAACCUCGGUAUUUACUACGGCCAGGGAAGAGGCGGCCUGAAGACCGACCAAGAAACUGCGACGCGAUUGCUCCGUCUUGCCGCAGUACAGGGCCAACAAAAUGCGAUUGAUGCCCUCAAGACUAUGGACGUUGACAUACACGAGUCUCGACAGAAUGACACAUGGACUUACCAAAAGGAACCAUUUUCAGCAUGUGAUAACAUAAUCCCCACACAAACGAGACUGUUUGUCGAUAAUAUUAACUAUAUUCCAGCAAGAGUGUAGGGAUAGUUCCUCUGUUCUUUCAAGUGGUGGUGGGCGAUGCUUCAGCUAGACACCUUUAUGAUUAGUUUCUAAGACACUUAAGAACUCGCGCAUGGCGUGUGUAUAUACCACGUAAUCAAAUUACAUGGUUCUCUUAUUUUAGUUUAUUUUUAUAAUUGGAAUGUUUAUGUCUUGAUUUUGAAACUUGCUUUGCCGUUUUUUAUAUUAUGUAUAAAGAAUAUUUGGUAAUAUGCACAAAUAAUCGAAAAUCCAGAAUUGCAUAUUUUAAUGCAAUACAUUGUCCAUGCUAAGACAGACACACAGGUGUAAACUGUCGAAGUUACAGAUCUGGAUAUAUGUAUGGAAAUAAUUUACCGCCUAGAUAUAAAUGAACGUGUUUUAUUGUUUAAUUUCGAUGUACUUAUGUCACUUAUUAAGAUUAUUGGAUUUGCACAGAAGCUGCGGAAUCUGUAUUAAUGAAUUUGACACAUGAUUAGUCUUUUCGAUCUGUGACCCUCGUAGUAUCCCAUUUGCGAACAAUAGGUAGUGUACAGGCAUACAAAUUAUAUGAGAACACAAAUUUUUCGUAUAUUAUACCUACUACUACUAUAUUGUACAACCAUUUGAAUACAAUAAAAAAAGUUGGAUUAUGAAGUGACGUGAUUAUUGAUAAGAUUAUCUGUACUUUGUAUAGAAGUCAAUAAAAUUAAUUUGUAAAUAA
This is a messenger RNA of Trichoplusia ni (cabbage looper), 1997 nucleotides long. RefSeq lists its product as uncharacterized. The transcript is spliced from 4 exons. Gene Ontology annotation, molecular function: protein binding. The coding region runs from base 233 to 1297 and encodes 354 amino acids. The record is from RefSeq and is a predicted model, not a curated record. Lineage: Eukaryota; Metazoa; Arthropoda; Insecta; Lepidoptera; Noctuidae.